Messenger RNA from Recurvomyces mirabilis, 1254 nucleotides. RefSeq lists its product as uncharacterized. The coding region runs from base 1 to 1254 and encodes 417 amino acids. The record is from RefSeq and is a predicted model, not a curated record. Gene Ontology annotation, molecular function: ribonuclease III activity. The transcript is spliced from 2 exons. NCBI's taxonomy places the organism in Eukaryota, Fungi, Ascomycota, Dothideomycetes, Mycosphaerellales, Teratosphaeriaceae. Gene Ontology annotation, biological process: RNA processing.
AUGGUUGUUCUUGUCUCAUCUCCUUCGUUGCCGCUUCGCACUAUAGCAGCGCUGAGGAGAGCUGUCAACACCGUCAUCAUGAACAACAAACGUCCCUUUCAAGACGAUCGCCGCUCGGGCUACGGCAACCACAAGAAGCAGAGGCACGACGGAGGAGGCUAUAGCCAGAAUGGCAAACCUCAGUACUCCUCUCAGGACAACAACGAAAGGCCGGAACAACCCCAAGACUACACCGACGCCAUCGCCAAGCUCCCCCCACCAAUAACCACCCUCCCCCCAAUCCCACCCUACACCCCCUUCACAGUCCCCACACACACCCUCCCUCCUCUCCCCCAAAUCCUCUCCCCAUCUCUAUCCCUCGCCCCCUUCCGCCACAAAUCCAGCCUAACCACCCACUCCCGCUCCUCCACCAACCCCACCACCACCGAAGAAAUCACAUACGAAAAACUCGAAUUCCUCGGCGACGCCCAACUCGAACUCCUCGCCUCUCGCCUUUUAUACACCCGCUACCCCCACCUCACAUCGGGUCAACAAUCUCAACUCCGUGAGCUGCUCGUGAAGAACGAAACCCUGGCCGAAUUUGCCCGGGCCUAUGAGUUUGAAAAGAGGGUCCAGGUGGCGGAUAUGGAGCGUAUGGUCGCUGAUUCGGUCGCGAGGCAGGGGAAUAAGGGGUUUAAUAAGGUGUUGGGGGAUGUGUUUGAGGCGUAUGUCGCUGCUGUGAUUUUAGCUGGAGGGGACGAAGGGUGGGCGGUGGUGGAGAAGUGGAUGCUUGGAUUGUGGGCGCCGAAGUUGGUGGAGGCGGCGGGGAAGGAUCGGAAUCUGCUCUCUGCUUCUACGCUGCUUCGGCAUGAUGAUGGGGAGGGAGUUGGUGGGGUGCGGAGGUAUAAUCCGGCUGCUAAGGCGGAGUUGCAGAAACUUAUCCUGGGUGGCAAGGGCACGAAGUUGGAUUAUGAGGCUUAUCAGAAGAGUGUCGAGCUGAAGGGUGAUAUGCUCGGUCAAAAUCGUCAUUUCAUCGCUGUUUAUCUUACGGGGUAUGGGCAGGAGAGACUUUUGCUUGGGAAGGGGGAGGGGAAGAAUAAGGUCGAGGCGGGGAAUUGGGCUGCGCAGGUUGCGAUGUUUGGGGAGAUGAAGGGGAUUGUGGAAGAGUGUGCUGAGCAAUUGGAGGCGUUCCGGGAGCAGAGGAGGAGGGAGAAGGAGAAGGAAGGGGCUGAGGAGGCGGCUGCUGCUGCUGCUUCGGCCACGGUGAAGGAGUGA